This is a messenger RNA of Erpetoichthys calabaricus (reedfish), 7063 nucleotides long. Its product is annotated as NACHT, LRR and PYD domains-containing protein 3-like. Gene Ontology annotation, cellular component: cytoplasm. Lineage: Eukaryota; Metazoa; Chordata; Cladistia; Polypteriformes; Polypteridae. Gene Ontology annotation, molecular function: protein binding. The transcript is spliced from 21 exons. The record is from RefSeq and is a predicted model, not a curated record. Bases 176 to 4951 code for a protein of 1591 amino acids.
CUGACAACGCCUGCCAAAAUCAAGGGGCCGCAGUGGCAUAUUGAAUAAAGUCACGUCGUCAGUUCACAAGACAUCAGGGACAUAAACAGUCCUAGCCUGCUAAGAGCUCACUUGAACUUUGGUGAAAGGAGCCUUUAGAAGAAACAAUCAGUCGUUUAAACCACAAAACCUAAAGAUGAGUGAAGACGGCUUGUGUGAGAAGUUUGUGUCAAUGAUCUCCAGGAAAAGAAGGUCUGAUGAAGACAUUGACGCUCUCUCUGGUUUAACACACAAGUUUCCUAAAGUAAUCCAAACCUUCUCUCAUGAGGAUCUCCUCAAGAUCACCGCGUUCUACAAGCCCUACCUGGCCUAUGUGAUUGAAUACGACAUCACGAGUAUCCUGCAGAACCUGGCCACCAAGAACAUCCUCACCAACGAUGAAGCCAAGAGAUUCAAAGCCAAAGAAAAGUCUGAGGGGCGAGCAGGCGUGGAGUCCGUCAUCAGUGACAUAAUGAAGAUGGACAGUGUGGUACUGGUGAGCCUCUGGGAGGCGCUGGCUGAAGAACUUGCGAGAUUUCCAUCUCCAAACCUGACAAGAAUACUGAAGGAAGUGACAGAGGGUGGACCAGACCUCUUGAUGAACAUUCAGGCCAGUCUCCAGCCCACUCCCAUUGAUGAUGGAAUUAAAGGCUUCCAUAAGACACAUGGAGGUGGUGUUUCUGAAUCUACAAGAACUUUGGAGGAUCAGACAUCUCCUGGAGAUCGACACACCAGAGCUGUGGGCUUUGAGACUCGAUACACAGAGCUGAUGGUCAUUGGUCAGUACAGAAGGACCUACAGUGAAAGGCACCAUGAAUUGGAGAAGAUGGGGAGAACUCACGCAGAGCUAAUAGAGGAGCGGACAAAAGAGAAAUGUGAGCGAAUCUGGACUGAGCAGCUUUUUAGGAGGAGUCCUGGAAGUGAGACAGACCCACACAUUGUAGUGGUCAGUGGGGUGGCUGGAAUUGGGAAGACCACCAUGGUCCAGAAGAUCAUGUUUGACUGGGCCAGAGGCACUCAGUACCAGAGGUUUUCUUUUGUGUUCCUGUUUAAAUUCAGGGAGCUCAACCUACUAGACACAGAGACAGAACCACAGAUGCCUCUGACCAGGCUGAUUGAAAGGCACUAUAAACAUCUCAAUGACCCAAAGUUGAGAGAAAUCCUGCAGAAACCUGAAUCUCUCCUCUUUAUAUUUGAUGGACUGGAUGAGUACAAACACAAACUGGACUUCACACCCAGAAAGCUCCCCUCAGACCCAGUUGAGAGCUUCCCUGUGCACAUUCUGGUCUCCAACCUUGUCAGAAGGACAUUAAUGAAGGGCUGCACAGUUUUGAUCACAACCAGACCAACAGCCCUGGAGGCCUUGGACAUGGAGAGAGUUGAUCGAUUUGCAGAGAUCCUGGGGUUCUUCCCUGAACAAAGGCUGAUGUACUUUAAGAAGUUCUUUGGUGAUGCUGAUCAGGGCUCUGAGGCUUUUCAGUAUGUGGAGGAGAACGCCAUCCUGUACACCAUGUGCUUCAAUCCCUCGUACUGCUCGAUUAUCUGCUCUGUGCUGAAGAGCCACUUCAUGACCCCUGAAGAAGAGCGAGGAGCUGCCCCCAGAACUGUCACUGAGCUCUUUGUGAUGUUCCUACACAACAUCCUUACCAAUCACAAGCGAGAAGCCAAAGACCAGCGAGAGAUUUUGGUCAAACUGGGAAAGAUGGCUUAUUAUGGGGUGGUGAACAGGACUCUUGUGUUUUAUGACAAGUUUGAGAUGUCCACCUUUGGUCUCCGGCCAGUCCUGUCCUCUUCAUUCCUCUCAGGGUUCCUCAAAGAAAUCCUUCAGAGAGAAAGCACUCUGGAGCACACGACGUACACAUUCUACCAUCUCACCCUGCAGGAGUUCAUGGCCGCCUGCUCCUUCUACCUCAGUCCAUCAGGGGGCAUCGAGGAGCUGCUUGAGAAGUUGGACUCAUGUGAAGAUGCCCGGUUUGAGAUUCUCACUCGAUUUUUAGCAGGACUGGCCAGAUAUUCUGUGUUUAAAACACUGGGAGGAAUCCUGGGGGAGUUUGAGAGGAAGACAGCAAAGCGGAUACUAGAGUGGGUGAAGAAGAAAGCUAAGCUGGCAAUACGGGGACGAGAUAAAAGUGAAGCUCUGCGAGUGUGUCAGUGGCUCUAUGAGACUCAGAAUAAGAAAUUAAUCAGAGACGCCAUUGGGAAGGAUUUAAAGAUGGACUUUAGUCAGAUGACUUUAUCUCCUCUGGACUGUGCUGUGCUGAGCUCUGUCAUCAGCUGCUGUGGAGAACUUGAGGAGCUCAACCUGUCAAAGACACGUCUCACCUCAGAGUGCAUCAGGAGACUGGCACCAGGGCUCAUCUGCUGCAGACAUGUCAACCUGUGGUCAUGUCGUCUCACCUCCAGAUGUUGCUCAGCUCUCUCCUCAGCUCUUUUUGCUCCACACUCACGACUGACUGAACUGGACCUGAGCUGGAACAACAACAUGGAGGAUUCAGGAGUGGAUCAGCUGUGUGAGGGACUGAGGAGUGAAAACUGCAAAUUAGUGAAACUGAAGCUGUGGUCAUGUGGUCUUACCUCCAGAUGUUGCUCAGCUCUCUCCUCAGCUCUUUCUUCUCCACACUCACGACUGACUGAAAUGAAGUUGAGUGGCAACAACAUGGAGGACUCAGGAGUUGAUCAGCUGUGUGAGGGACUGAGGAGUGAAAACUGCAAAUUAGAGAAACUGAGCCUGACUGACUGUGGUCUCACCUCCAGAUGUUGCUCAGCUCUCUCCUCAGCUCUUUCUUCUCCACACUCACGACUGACUGAACUGAGCUUGAGCGGCAACAACAUGGAGGACUCAGGAGUGGAUCAGCUGUGUGAGGGACUGAGGAGUGAAAACUGCAAAUUAGAGAAACUGAACCUGACAUGGUGUCGUCUCACCUCCAGAUGUUGCUCAGCUCUCUCCUCAGCUCUUUCUUCUCCACACUCAAACCUGACUGAACUGAACUUGAGUGGUAACAACAUGGAGGAUUCAGGAGUGGAUCAGUUGUGUGAGGGGCUGAGGAGUGAAAACUGCAAAUUAGAGAAACUGAGCCUGUCUCAUUGUGGUCUCACCUCCAGAUGUUGCUCAGCUCUCUCCUCAGCUCUUUCUUCCUCACACUCACGACUGACUGAACUGAACCUGUGCAAAAACAGCAACAACAACAACAUGGAGGAUUCAGGAGUGGAUCAGCUGUGUGAGGGGCUGAGGAGUGAAAAAUGCAAAUUAGAGAAACUGAACCUGUCUCAAUGUCGUUUCACCUCCAGAUGUUGCUCAGCUCUCUACUCAGCUCUUUCUUCUCCACACUCACGACUGACUGAACUGAACCUGAGCAACAACAACAACAUGGAGGACUCAGGAGUGGAUCAGCUGUGUGAGGGGCUGAGGAGUGAAAACUGCAAAUUACGGAAACUGAACCUGUCUGAAUGUCGUCUCACCUCCAGAUGUUGCUCAGCUCUCUCCUCAACUCUUUCUGCUCCACACUCACGACUGACUGAACUGGACCUGAGCAACAACAACAUGGAGGAUUCAGGAGUGAAUCAGCUGUGUGAGGGGCUGAGGAGUGAAAACUGCAGAUUAGAGAAACUGAACCUGUCAGAUUGUGGUCUCACCUCCCGAUGUUGCUCAGCUCUCUCCUCAGUCCUUUCAUCACCAAACUCACAACUGACGGAACUGAAUCUGAGCAACAAGAACAACAUGGAGGAUUCAGGAGUGGAUCAGCUGUGUGAGGGGCUGAAGAGUGAAAACUGCAAAUUAGAGAAACUGAACCUGUCUUAUUGUUGUCUCACCUCCAGAUGUUGCUCAGCUCUCUCCUCAGCUCUUUCUGCUCCACACUCACGACUGACUGAACUGAACCUGAGCAGCAACAACAUGGAGGAUUCAGGAGUGGAUCAGCUGUGUGAGGGGCUGAGGAGUGAAAACUGCAAAUUAGAAAAACUAAACCUGAUUCAUUGUGGUCUCACCUCCAGAUGUUGCUCAGCUCUCUCCUCAGCUCUUUCUUCUCCACACUCACGACUGACUGAACUGAACCUGGUCAACACCAACAUGGAGGAUUCAGGAGUGGAUCAGCUGUGUGAGGGGCUGAGGAGUGAAAACUGCAAAUUAGAGAAACUGAACCUGUCUCGUUGUCGUCUCACCUCCAGAUGUUGCUCAGCUCUCUCUUCAGCUCUUUCUUCUCCACACUCACGACUGACUGAACUGAACCUGAGAAACAACAACAUGGAGGAUUCAGGAGUGGAUCAGCUGUGUGAGGGGCUGAGGAGUGAAAACUGCAAAUUAGAGAAACUGAACCUGCGCUCAUGUGGUCUCACCUCCAGAUGUUCCUCAUCUCUCUCUUCAGUCCUCUCUUCUCCACACUCACAGCUGACUGAACUGGACCUGAGCAGAAACAAACUGGGAGAUUCAGGAGCUCAUCAGCUGUGUGAGGGUCUGCGGACCCCAAACUGUAAAUUAAAGACACUUUGCCUGCACUCAUGUGAUCUCACCUCCAGAUGUUCCUCAUCUCUCUCCUCAGUCCUCUCUUCUCCACACUUAUGGCUGACUGAACUGAACCUGAGCAGAAACAGCCUGGGAGAUUCAGGAGCUCACCAGCUGUGUGAGGGUCUGCAGACCCCAAACUGUAAAUUAAAGACACUGAGCCUUUCUGAAUGUCAUCUAACCUCCAGAUGUUCCUCAUCUCUCUCCUCAGUCCUCUCUUCUCCACACUCACAGCUGACUGAACUGAACUUGAGCGGAAACAAACUGGGAGAUUCAGGAGCUCGUCAGCUGUGUGAGGGUCUGCGGACCCCAAACUGUAAAUUGGAGACACUGAGGCUGUUUGAUAAUGAGAUCAGUGAGAGUGAGGAGAAGAACCUGAGGUCACUAGAGGAGGAGCUGAACAGGACUGGACAGCAGACGUAUAUCUACACAUGAGAAGACUGGACAUGCUGAUCAACUGACCCCAGUGAUGGUGCCCCCCUGUCCACUCCCUCUGAAUUAUUUUCUUUAUUCUUUUAUAAUCUCCUCAGCUCUUCUCCACAUUUAAUAAACUCUCUAUGCGUUCUUCUCAGCCUGUGAGAACUCACUUGUGUUUUUCCACCCUAUCACCCUGAACUUGUCACUAAACUCCACAAGUUCAGAACAGAGACCUCUGAGUUUCACCAGCCAGAGAUUCACAGUGAGAAUAGUCCUCUGAAACCAGCUGGGGUCACAAAGCCCACUGAGGGGAGCUGCAGGAGCAAACAUGGGUGGACAGUCCAGUUGUAGGGUGAUGGAGAGUGUGGCCAAUAAUGACAUUGGUGACAAAUUCUGGACAGGCACCAGGCCAUCACAGGUCAAGCUGAUGGUCUUCUGAGCAGACACCUCACAAACCUGCUGCUCCUCAACAUCAUGUGGUGUUGUUUGAACCCGUGUCUGCUCCACUCCUUGUCCACUGCCUCAUUUGCACACAAUUCAUGUCAUCUUCUGUUUGUGACUGAACAGACUUUACCAUGUGCUGCUUUGGACUUCUGUGACACUUUAACACGCACACGGCUCAGGUCUCUGUCUUCUUUGUCAUUCCCUCAUUGUCACCUUACUGUCACCUCCACUUUUGUCCUCUUCAGAGAGCAGUGGCCUGAACAAGUGAGCCAUUUAACACUAGAAUUAUCAGAGCCUACGAAAAAACUUGGAGAUCCGUCCCACCUUAAAUCGCUUCGCACCUCUCCGUCAGUGUCCUUUGUCCUGUAAAUGUGUGGAUAAGCAGCAAACAGCAAGCAUCCUGCUUGCCAGUCAACAGUUGAAACCAUUCCUCCACCGAAGCAGUCAAAGUAAAUGUGUGUCAAUGUCACACUCUAAUGCAGGUUCUUUUUCUGCAGUUAUAUUUUUGAAUAAAAGCGCAUUUGUUCUGUUAUAUUUGUACCUUUUGUGACAGUGUUUCUUUGAUAUUUGGACUUCAGGCUUCACACAUUAUAAACUUCAUGUCUAGAUUUUGUCAAUUAUUACUAAAACAUGAAAAACGUUUUUGCUUUAACGAUGUGUUUACAUAGAUUGUUGUAGACAUGGAACACACACGAAAUGCAUGUGUUCCAAAUAACGAUACAGUAUUUAUACAAGGUGUCAUUUAGCUUGACUUCUCACACUAUACAACUCUAAGCAACUGACACGCAGGUAAACAGACUUGAGCUGAGAAAACUGCGCUGGUGGGGGAUGUGAUAGCAGGAUGCUUGCUGUUUGCUGCUUAUCGACAUAUUUACAGGACAAAAGAUGCUGACGGAGAGGUGAGAAGCGAUUUAAGGUGGGACGGAUCUACAAGUUUUUUCAUAGGCUCUGGUAAUUCUAGUGGUACAAAGAAAUGAGAGCAAAAGGACAAGACGAAGAGAACUCAGGCCUGCUGAUAUAGAAAGUGUGAGGGACUGGCAGCCCACCCAGGGUUGGCUUCAGUGCCCAAUGACUUUGAACUGGUCUGAAUGUGUUCAAGAAAUGGAGGGACUGAGGACACCAAACACAACUGAAAAAUAAGAUGAAGUGGAACUGGAAUGAGAGUGCAAUAACUGAUGGCCUGUAUGAGGGAGUGUGAGACCUCAGCGUGAAGGAGGACUUCACCAGGACAGCUGCACAAGAAGCAGAUUGUGGACAGAUGGACUUAAAGUGUGACACUCUACCAUUGUCUUCCUACUGCUUUAGUUAAUGAAGGUAUGAUGGACAUCUCCGGCACAUUCUCCAGUCCCAUGCAGCCCCAGACAAGGCCCCUCUCUUCCUGCUGUAUAACAUGUGAGGGCACCUUGUGCAGUGUGUGCUGAAGCAUUAAGAAGAAGACCCGUGAGCUGUCAUGGAGGACCAGCUUUAUCUUCUCAAUUUGCUCAUUUCUGCUCUUCUGCUUUAACUGCUGAGAUAAGCUGCACCUGCUGACACUUUGAACUGCUGGUGUCUUUUUGCAAAUUAACAUUUUACUUCAGUUUGCUCGACAUCGUCAUAUUCUUUGCAUUAAUUUGUUUAGAAUUUUCACAAGUAACCAGCUGACCAAACUAUAGUGAUUGUAUGAAUGUAGUAUUUGGUUUUCAAAAA